AUGGAAGCUAUUAAAGAAGUGUGGGUCUCUUGUGAUCCAAUUAUUCCAUUGGAAAGAGUUAAAAUACCUUCACCUUGUGUUACCCCUGAAAAGAAUGGAUCUUGUGAUUCUUCGGACUCUGGUGAUAAUGAAAAGUGUUCUAGUGGCCGGCGAAAAGUCAGAGAAGAGGAAAGGAUCAGAAGAGAAGAGGAGAAGAGGAAACGGUUAGAGGGAAGAGGAGCGAAAAAACGUGAAGAAGAAAAGAAAAAGAAAGAAGAGGAGAAAGAGGAAGAGAAAAAACGUCGAGAAGAAGAACGUAAAAAACGAGAGGAAGAGAAAAAGAAAAAAGAAGAAGAAAAAGAAGAGGAGAAAAAACGCCGAGAAGAGGAACGUAAGAAACGAGAAGAGGAAAAAGAAGAAGAGAGAAAACGUAAAGAAGAAGAAAAACGCCAGAAAGAGGAAGAAAGAAAAAAGAAAGAGGCUGAAAAAGAGGAAGAAAAACGUAAAAGAGAGGAAGAAAGGAAAAAGAAAGAAGAAGAACGACUCAAAGCCCUAGAAGAGAAAAAGAAACAAGUUGAAGCUGAAGAGCGUAAGAAAGCCCGAGUGUCACAGAGUUUCAUCAGUUUCUUUAAACGAACGUCAACCGGAUCGGAAAGUGCCACCAAAAAACCUCGAAUCGAACCCGAAACAGCGACAGCAAAUUCCAUCUUCAAACCAUUCCAAUUAAAACCCUUCCAAACAUUAGCUGUUUACGUGCCAUCAUUUUCUAAACAGCGUUUUGAUUGUGACCAAUUUGAAGACUUAGUUACUUCUCAAAGUUCAAAUGCUCAAGAUUGUUACAUAAAUCAACUUAAAUCUGGUAAAAUUAAUCCUAUUAAGUUGAGUAAAGAUGAUUUAGAACAAAUUAAAGAGGAAAAUUCAUCCGCUCUUAUAAUCGAAGAACCAACACCAAAGAAAACAUACAAGGCCAAAUUCUUUGAUCUUUCCGAUAUUCGACCAGCUUAUUAUGGUACAUGGAGAAAACGAAGUAAAAUCAUAAACGGGCGAAAACCAUGGGCAAGAGAUAGCCAAUUUUUCGAUUAUGAUGUUGACAGUGAAGAAGAAUGGGACGGUGAAGAUGAAGAAGGUGAAUCAAUUGCUUCUUCCGGUUCAGAUUCUUCUCGAAAUGGUGUCGAUGAUUUCGAAAUGGAUGAUUUUCUAGUUCCACAUGGUCAUCUUUCCGGUGACGAAGAAGCAAGUGAAGGUGAAGAAGAAGACGAAGACGAAGCCCCAAAGAAACAUAUCACCCUAAUAAAAGAAGAAGAUCUACUCAAAGCUCGAAGUAAAAAAGUGUCCAAAUUAAAACCAAUCGUCAUCGGACCUUAUUGGACAACCGAUGACCACAAAGAUGCAGAUAUUUGUAAACUUUUGGAACCUUUCAGAAUCAUCCAAAACUAUUGAUUCUUAGAUAUUUAAAUAAUUUCAUUUUUCUUUUAAACCAACAAACGAAAAAAUCAACCUCCUACUCUUAAUAGCCAAUGUAAUAUUCAUUCACACAAUUUACUUAUUUAUAUACAUAAUAUUAAGCUAACAAACUUUUUCUCCCAUUUAAAAAACAAAAUUAACUUUAAUCUUGUCCAAGAACAAAAAUCAAAACCAAAAUCAUUGUUAUGCUUUUCAAAUUGGUUUAGUUUUCCAUUUAUAACCAUUGUCACCAAUUAUUUUGAAGGUUAAAACGAUGUACAAGAUAUGAGAAAGUUAUAUUGUCCAUUAAAUCAAUUUAUAUUUA
This is a messenger RNA of Panonychus citri (citrus red mite), 1747 nucleotides long. RefSeq names its product chromatin assembly factor 1 subunit A-like. The transcript has 3 exons. Bases 1 to 1419 code for a protein of 472 amino acids. The record is from RefSeq and is a predicted model, not a curated record. Gene Ontology annotation, biological process: nucleosome assembly. Lineage: Eukaryota; Metazoa; Arthropoda; Arachnida; Trombidiformes; Tetranychidae. Gene Ontology annotation, cellular component: nucleus; CAF-1 complex.